This is a messenger RNA of Magnusiomyces paraingens, 2466 nucleotides long. RefSeq lists its product as uncharacterized. Gene Ontology annotation, cellular component: centrosome; cyclin-dependent protein kinase holoenzyme complex; nucleus. Gene Ontology annotation, molecular function: cyclin-dependent protein serine/threonine kinase regulator activity. Gene Ontology annotation, biological process: regulation of cyclin-dependent protein serine/threonine kinase activity; mitotic cell cycle phase transition. The transcript has 2 exons. The coding region runs from base 1 to 2466 and encodes 821 amino acids. The record is from RefSeq and is a predicted model, not a curated record. Lineage: Eukaryota; Fungi; Ascomycota; Dipodascomycetes; Dipodascales; Dipodascaceae.
AUGGACCAGACCCGACCGACCCGUCGCGCCUUGCGAAGAAUCGGCGAUGAGAACAUGGUCAGGGCAUCUUCUUCAGCAACUGCAGCAACUGCUGCUACCGCUGCUGCCAAACAAGCCCUCGCGUCUGUAGCUGGCUCUACAACGGCUCCUGCCUCUGCUUCUGUUCUUGUCGCUGAGAAGCCUUUUAUGGGACCAAAUUGCACCGAUUCUUCUUCUCUCAGGAAAGACUCCUCCGCAACAAGCGGUCCUGCUUGUGCUGGUUCUACUGCAGGAACUAAACGUGCUGCUCUUUCAACUCUCACAAACACGGCUCUUUCGGCGGGCCCAACUAUUGCAGUUGCACCCAUCAAACCAGUCAGCGGAUCCACAAGACCUAAAAUCAAUGUGUUUCAGCAACAACAACAACAACAACAUUCUCGAGGCCUCACUACAACGCAUGCGCCUUCAAAGUCAAAACACAACAACAGUAACAAUAAUAAGACCAGAGCCCUUAAACAUGCUUCUGGAACCACGUCAGCCGCCAAGUCGUCUAAAAAGUCAAAGCAUACCGUAUGGGUGGAUGAAACUAUCGAUAAGACAACUCUAACUACAUCCUCACAUGCCAAAAACAAGCACUAUUCUCGCGCUCAAAAGCAUGUUGCAACUGCUUCUUCCAAUGGAACCAGAAAUCUAGACAGUGCAUACGUUCUCGACGAAGAAGAGGUCAGAGAUGAGGAAGAGGAGGACGAUGAUGAAGAAGUUAGCAAUCGCAGUAAUGCCAGCAUCAGCCACAAUAAAUUUAACCAGCACAAAGUUGAUGAAAAAAAUUAUGAUGAUGACAAUGAUGGUGAAGAGGAAGAAGAAGAAGAAGAAGAAGUGGAGGAGGACGAUGAAGAUGACGACGAUAAAAAUAUUGUGACCAGAGUUCAGUAUAGACAAUCAAGAUAUGAUGAGAGAGAAGAAGACUAUGACUCCGAAGAUGAUGAAGAUGGUGAAACGGAAAACACUGAAAACUUCUUGCGUAACUACUCGUCUGCUGGCACACGAGCUUAUUACAGAUCUUCCUCCACAUAUAAUGACGACACUGAAAUUGAAGAUGAAGUGGAUUACAAUGAUGACAAUGACAAUGACGAUGAAAAAGACGACGAACAAGAAGGAGAAGAAGAAGACCGAGAAAAGGUUCACUCCUCCAAUCACCAAGUUUCACCAUCUUCUGUCACAACUCUAGAGGAGCCUGUUCGGGACGAUGAAGAAGAAGAUGAAGAAAGUAUUCACAUUUAUCACGAUAGCAUUGACUACCACAAUCAUGAUGGUCACAAUAUCACCAGUCAUGCAAUUCCCCCUACAUCUGCCACUUUUGCAGCUCCCAGUGCGCGUAGAUUUGAGUCUCAGCAACAAAUUAGCUCUUCAGACCUGGUAAUAACUUCGGUCUCAGCUACUGUUACUGCUCCAGCCCCAAUUUCUGCUGCUGUCGCGGGAACUACUUCAAGUGCACCAGCUGCCCAAGCUGUUGAAGAGGAACCAAUUUCAUCUUACACGGUUCCUAGGUACUGCGUGUCGCUUGAACGCAAACCUUCUCGCACUAACCCUCAUUACGUUUUCCCCCUGUGGACUUCCGCAGCUCAUGAGAAAAUGAUGCAAGUUUCAGAAACUGUGCCCAACAUGCCUGGAAUUUUUGACGAGGCUGACGACGAUACUUAUGAUAUUUCCAUGGUGGCUGAGUACUCAAACGAUAUUUUCCGUCAUUUGCGCAAUCUUGAGUUUAAGUAUCUCCCUGAUCCAACUUAUAUGGAUUGCCAGCUUGAUAUGGACUGGUGCAAGCGCGGAAUCCUCGUUGACUGGCUGGUCCGCGUCCACGAUCACUGCAACCUUCUUCCAGAAACUCUUUUCUUGACAAUUAAUUACAUGGACCGUUUCCUUACCAUGAAAGCUGUGGGCCAAUCGCGGUUGCAAUUGGUUGGUGUUGUGGCUCUUUUCCUUGCUGCAAAGCAUGAAGAAAUUACUUGCCCUUCGGUUCAGGAAAUUGCCUAUCUUGUUGAGAACGAGUAUUCAAUCGAAGAGAUUUUGCGUGCAGAACGUUACAUGAUUAACAUUUUGGACUUUAACAUGGGUUGGCCUGGUCCAAUGUCUUUUUUGCGUCGGUCUUCCAAGGCUGACGACUACGACUCGGACACUCGUACUUUAGCCAAGUACUUGCUUGAACUUACCAUUAUGGACGAGCGCUUUGUUGCGGCAGUACCGAGCUGGCUCGCGGCUGCUUCACAUUACCUCUCGAGGCUUAUUUUGUCGCGCGGCCCUUGGUCUGAUGUUCAUGUCUACUUUUCCGGAUACACUGAAGAGCAACUUAAGCCUGCCGUCAAACUUAUGAUUGAAUGCUGCCGAGAUCCCAUUGCUCAUCAUAAGUCUAUUUUCCAAAAAUACUCUGAAGAGCGUUUUAAGUGGGUUUCGUUACAUGUUGCCGAGUGGAUGAACAAUAACAACUAUUGA